GUUCCUUUGUCUCUGUGACCAUGCCUGAGAUGUCCACUUUGGCCUCUGUGAAUGUGAAUUCAGGAACAACUGCAGUUCCUUUCUUGAUGACUUUUAUUGUCAACUUCACCAUCACCAACCUGUCCUACAUGGAGAACAUGGGAAACCUGGGCUCUGAGAUAUUCAAUGCCACAGAGAGAAACCUGCAGCAGCUGCUGGGGCCCCUGUUCAAGAACAGCAGCAUCGGUUCCCUCUAUGCUGGCUGCAGACUGGCCUUGCUCAGGUGAGACCACCUCUAAAGCACUUACAGAAACCCUACUUCUCUACUUUCUUGGCCCCCACAUCCUGGUCAACCACAGUUGCCUGAGUCCUUGCCAAGUAGCAGUAUAACAUA
Messenger RNA from Hipposideros armiger (great roundleaf bat), 373 nucleotides. RefSeq names its product mucin-16-like. The transcript is spliced from 3 exons. The record is from RefSeq and is a predicted model, not a curated record. Lineage: Eukaryota; Metazoa; Chordata; Mammalia; Chiroptera; Hipposideridae. The coding region runs from base 21 to 266 and encodes 81 amino acids.